GAAAACCUUCACGCUGAGCCCCUUAAGAAACUCUCAAGAACUUUCCUCCUCUUCCACUUCUUCUCUCCCUCCUUUUAUUCCAUAAUCCCCAUCACCUCCCUCUUUAUCUCCCCUAUUCUCCUUCCUCAACCAAACCCCUUCUCUCUCUGCCGUGCCCUUUCCCGAAAUGGGUGACUCUGACUCCAUCCCAGAAGAAAUACCCGCCGGAGACUUCCCCAAUCGCGGCUAUGCCUUAAGCGGUAAGAUAAUGCUAACUGCCAUAAUUAUUCUCUUCUUCGUCGUCAUCCUCAUGGUCUGUCUCCACCUCUACGCUCGCUGGUAUCUUCUCCGAGCUCGACGCCGUCAGUUCCGUCGCAGAAACCGGCAUCGUCGUACUCACCUUGUUUUCUACGUGGACCCCACCGCCGCACAACCCGUACACUCCGCCGCCACGCGCGGCCUCGACGCAGCCGUGCUCAAGUCCCUCCCGAUCUUCACCUUCUCCUCCAAAACCCACGCAGAUCCGCUCGAGUGUGCCGUUUGCUUAUCAGAGUUUGAGGAGAACGAAUCGGGUCGGCUGCUACCCAAAUGCAAUCACAGUUUUCACAUUGAUUGUAUUGACAUGUGGUUUCAUUCUCACUCCACAUGCCCUCUCUGUCGGAACCCUGUGGAAGCUGGUUCUGUAACCGAUAACCCUGCUGAUGUAGCUAUCAGUAUACCUGAUCCGACCGGAGAUGAACCGGGUUCGAAUCCCCGGUUGUGUUCGACGUGCCAGCACGAGGAGGAACAGACAGGUGCCUCGACGUCGUCGUUUGGGGCUCGACGGAAACCGUUGGCAAUCGAGGUGCCAAGGAGGAACAACGAAGGGUUCGAGUCCGAGUCGUGUGACUCACCGGCGAGUCAACAGUUUAGAUCCCCGAUGAGUCGGAUGUUGUCGUUUAAGAGGAUUCUGAGUAGGGACAGGAGAGCUUCCGUUUCUCCGUCGGCGGGUUGUAGUGGGUCGGUUACCCAAUCGGACAUUGAGAGCGGAAGAGACGCGACUCGGUGAGAGUUGACUCAGUUGUACACGUAACAGCGACGUGGCGGCAGUGUGGGAUAAAACAUCCGGGGGUAUAAAUGUCAUUUCGGCUUACGUCAGUAUGCACGUCGAACACGUGGCGGCACGCUUUUGGAGACGAAGCAUGUUUGACUCUGUAUAUAUAUAUAUAUAAUAUAUUUACAUUUCAUUUGAAAAUAAUUCUUAAUUACAUAAAAGUAAUUUUUGGUUC
This is a messenger RNA of Carica papaya (papaya), 1247 nucleotides long. RefSeq names its product TOXICOS EN LEVADURA 2 (gene ATL2). Gene Ontology annotation, molecular function: transferase activity. NCBI's taxonomy places the organism in Eukaryota, Viridiplantae, Streptophyta, Magnoliopsida, Brassicales, Caricaceae. Gene Ontology annotation, biological process: protein ubiquitination. The record is from RefSeq and is a predicted model, not a curated record.